Solanum stenotomum is the source of this 1180-nucleotide messenger RNA. RefSeq lists its product as uncharacterized. Lineage: Eukaryota; Viridiplantae; Streptophyta; Magnoliopsida; Solanales; Solanaceae. The transcript is spliced from 4 exons. Gene Ontology annotation, molecular function: protein binding. The record is from RefSeq and is a predicted model, not a curated record. Bases 172 to 1035 code for a protein of 287 amino acids.
AGAGUACCAGAACAUUUGAGUAGCGCGCUCUUUUACAACUAACUCCCUCCCCGGUAAAACCCAAACCCCGCGGGCCACCGCCUUCAGCCUUAUAAAAUCAACUUUUAUCUUUGAGAAGUGAUCAGCUCAAGAUUCUUGAUUUUCUGGACACCCUUUUACUGAUUACUUCCAAUGACAGAAACCAGAACCUGUGAAUUUGAUCAUAACAACAACCCAAAGAAGAACACCAGGAGUACUGAAGAACUCAAAGAUGGGUUUUCUGGGUUGCCCUAUUCUGGGGUUGAAGAUGGGUUAUCUGGGUUACCCUGUUUUGGGGUUGAAGAUGAUAAAGGUGGAAUCUUGGAAGAUGGGUUUGCAGAAAAAGGGAAGAAGAAAAGGAGAAUUUGUGAAAUGGGUCAGUUGAGUGAUCCAUUAGUUGUUCUUGGGUCAGAUAUUAUGUUGAUGAUUUUGAGCUGUCUUGACGCACGCAGCGUGGCACUGUGUCUCCUUGUAUCUUGUGGGUGGAGGGGUAUUGCUUCUUCUGAUAAGAUUUGGAGCUCCAAGUGUGAAGAAUUAUGGCAAGGCAAAACACAUUUACCUCGGAUAGCAAAAGUCAAUGAUUUAUCGAAGUGGGCGGUUUACUCACUGUCCAUAAUGGAUGGUAAACGUAAGCGAAUAAGAAAGGAGGAUUUGUAUGAUCAUGUGUGGGAGUUCCAUUUCACCGAGGCGGCUCCUGAGUAUUGGCGAAUGCUCGAUCCCUACUGGAACGGAACAGGACGUCCCCUGCGCCGUUAUUUCCUUCCAGAUGGAAGUCAGACUGCAGAACCAGAUGACAAGAUAUGGGGUGGUCAUGAGUCUUGCUACUCCAUAGUAACUAGCGUGCUUGCAGAUGGGAAAAUAAGAGCACACUAUGUGAGGAUAAACCGUUGGCCGCCGAUGUAUGUGACAAGGAAGGAAGAUUGGAGCUGGGAGAUCUCUAACAACUUCUGUACCUACAGGAGCAUACCAGAUGCUGAUAAAAAAGAUGGGACUGGACCUUUGUUUCUACUUCACUAAGCCUCUACUACUUUUGCAGUAGUAGUAUCAAUGUGCUUUGAAGCCAAACUAUGGAAAUGUUUGUUUUGUCUUUCGAUGGAGUUUGUGUUUGUUUGAAUAAUUGUAAGGCUGUGAAUGGAAAGACUACCAGGCCUUUUGUAAAGUA